Molecule: messenger RNA, 2850 nt
Organism: Bombyx mandarina (wild silkworm)
Lineage: Eukaryota; Metazoa; Arthropoda; Insecta; Lepidoptera; Bombycidae
Gene: slgA
Product: proline dehydrogenase slgA
Cellular component (GO): mitochondrion
Molecular function (GO): FAD binding; proline dehydrogenase activity
Source: RefSeq, a predicted model, not a curated record
UGCGUGCGCAGUCGGCUCGGUAUCGAGCGUCAGUGUCAGUUGUCAGUUGUCAGCCGGGCCUGACGGACGCGUGUCGUGUAUCUCGUACUGCGGAGCUUCCACCAUGGCUCUGCUCAGACGGCUCGUUGUGAACGCUCCCCGCAACGUGAGGGUGCUGUCGACGCCUUCGCCGGCAUCGCGGGACGAACUCGACCUGACCUUUAACAGUCCGAAAGACGCGUUCAAGAGCAAGAAAACCAGCGAACUAGUCCGGGCCUACUUCGUCUAUCAAAUAUGUUCGGUGAACUGGCUCGUAGAGAACAACGACAUGUUGAUGAAGAGGCUCCGCCAAGUGGUCGGCCAGAGGUUUUUCGAGGCCAUCAUGAAGGCAACCUUCUACGGGCAGUUCGUAGCCGGAGAAGACCAGAACAAAAUCCGACCGACUAUUGAAAGGCUCCGUUCUUUCGGCGUCAAGUCGAUCUUGGAUUACUCCGUUGAGGAAGACCUGUCCCAGGAGGAGGCAGAGAAACGUGAAGUCAGUGCUUCUAUAUCCGCGUGCGGCGACAUGCAAGAAGAGGGUCAGCUGAAGCAGUACCACGUAGAGCAGAGGUUCGCCGACAGGCGCUACAAGGUGACCAGCGCCAGGACCUACUUCUACCUCAACGAAGCCUCCUGCGAGAAGAACAUGGAAGCCUUCUUGAGGAGCAUUGAUGCUGUCGCCGGCAUCACCAAGAGCACAGGGCUGAUGGCCAUCAAGUUGACAGCUCUCGGAAGGCCCCAACUACUUCUGCAACUCUCGGAGGUGAUCAUGCGCGCUCGUAACUACAUGCAGCAGAUAGCUGGUGGGACAGGCAACGUCCUGACUCACCACAAGACCAUCGAGGACUUCCAGAGGUACUUCGGUGAUCACAGCACCAAGCCCGAGGUCCAGCAGUUCAUGAAGAAGAUCACGUCUGACAAAGAGGGCGUGCUUCAUCUAUUCCCGUGGGACCGGAUCGUCCAUUUAUUCCCGUGGUCGAAUAUUCUCGACGAGGACAUGAACUUGUCGGAGUCGUUUAGGGUGCCCGAUCCUAAAACGGGUCAGAUGAGGAGGCUCAUAUCACAGAUAUCGACGAAAGAGGAAGAGAUGUUCAGGAAUAUGCUCCGCCGUCUCAACCACAUCAUCCAGGUGGCGAACGAGGCUGACGUGAGAGUCAUGAUCGACGCUGAGCAGACUUACUUCCAGCCCGCUAUCUCGAGGAUCUGCCUCGAAAUGAUGAGGAGAUACAAUAAGGACAAGUUCCUGGUCUUCAACACUUACCAGACGUACUUGAAGAAUACGUACAAUGAGAUCGUGACUGAUCUAGAACAGGCCCACAGGCAGAACUUCUUCUGGGGGGCGAAGCUUGUGCGUGGCGCUUAUAUCGAGCAGGAGCGAGCACGCGCUGCCGCCAUGGGAUACGAGGAUCCCACGUGCGAGAACGUGGACGCCACCACCGCAUCCUUCCACAAGUGCCUCAAGGAAAUUCUCAGCAGGGUUAAAUCCGGCAAGACCGGCCUCGGCAUCAUGGUGGCUUCUCACAACGAGGAUACUGUCCGCUACGCCAUUCAGCUGAUGAAGGAACAUAAUAUCAAGCCUGAAGACAAAGUCGUCUGCUUCGGUCAGCUGCUUGGAAUGUGUGAUCACAUCACUUUUCCUUUAGGUCAAGCUGGUUAUUCGGUCUACAAGUACGUGCCAUAUGGACCGGUAGUUGAAGUCCUACCGUAUCUAUCGCGGAGGGCGAACGAAAACCGGGGUUUCCUCAAGAAAAUCAAGAAGGAGAAGAAGCUACUCCUCAAAGAAAUCGUCCGCAGGGUCGUUUCUGGUCAAAUGUUUUACAAGCCCAUCGGGAAUUACACGCCUGUCUAAAUCACUAAUGCCAUAAAAAUUGUCCAGUUUUUUUCCGUUUUUUUUCACCCCGACAGCGCUAUUAUUAUAACGCUUAAUAGCGUAGCGUUUUAUUGAAAUAGCAGCAAAGUAGCAGCGCUAUCGGUUAAUAAUUAGCAGCGUAUUAUAAUUAGUCGUUUUCGGAACUAUCACCGAGGAACGAACUGGUGAUGAAUGACAAUGAAGUUUCAUCAAAAGAUUUACGACUAUCGUUCACUUUUAACUAUCUGAAGAGCGAAAAAUAGUAUCUUUUAUCGGAAAUAUGCCUCAGUAUUUAUUUGUCCAAAUAAAGUACAACGCUUACGUUUAGUGUUUUGAAACAUGUUUGUUAAUUAUUAUAUAUAGCAGUUGUCCAUAAUAUGCGUAGUGGUUAUUAAAAAAAUAAAUAUUAAAAAAAAAAGUAGGAAUUAUAAGUUUGUAAUAAUUUAUAAAAAAAAAUUAUGGGAAAUAAAAUAUAUAAGUACCCACAUAAAGUUAUCAUAACACAGGGUUUAACUUUGAUGAGACAUGUUGUUAUGUAACCGUUGAAACUAUAAUGUUAAUAACUUGGUUAUGAACCUGUUAGUGUGGUAUUUGAAUCAUGAUAAAAAGUUACUGAACCAUUUGUUCUUUUUUUUUUGUUUUUUAUAAACUAAAUAUUUCGAUGUGUUUUUUCAUUAAAUCACGUGUUGCAAUUUUAUUGUCUCAGUCUAUGUCUUUUAUACAAUUCAAAGAGUGCUAAAGAUAUCUGGUGAACAUUAAGCCGCCAUCACAUCGUCAAUUGCAAAGCUUAUCUGUAAAGUCGUGGGUCCAUGAACACGAAAGAAGAUUAAAAUGUUUUUUGUUAACUCACACGAUGCGGUGACAGCGAUUAUAACAGCGGUAAUAGCGGUAAUAGCGAUUUAUUUCCGUCUUAAAAUGCUCGAAGAAUUAUGAAUCUCACUCGAAGGUAUUAAAGACAAUCGGCUUACGGGUUCCGACGAUUU